This is a messenger RNA of Erigeron canadensis, 840 nucleotides long. RefSeq lists its product as uncharacterized. NCBI's taxonomy places the organism in Eukaryota, Viridiplantae, Streptophyta, Magnoliopsida, Asterales, Asteraceae. The transcript is spliced from 2 exons. The record is from RefSeq and is a predicted model, not a curated record. Bases 1 to 840 code for a protein of 279 amino acids.
AUGAACAAUAAUCGUAGGAAUUUUCGAAACGUUGGCAACCAUGGGAAUCAAGCUAAUCGAGGCAACAAUGGGAAUCAAAUGAAUAGAGGUAAUGGUGGGAAUCAAGCAAACGGAGGAAAUCAAGGUAACAAUGUCAACCAAGGAAAUCGAGGAAAUCAAGGUGGUCAAGCAAGAGGACGGGUGUAUGCUAUGGGAGCGAAUGAGGCACGUGAUGACCCUAAUGUCAUCAUAGGUACGUUUCCGUUAAAUAAUGUCUAUGCAUCCAUGUUGUUUGAUUCUGGAGUUGUGAGAAGUUUUAUUUCUUUUGAAUUUAAAGAAUUAAUUGAUAAGAAACCUAGUGAGCUUGAUGAAACAUACUAUGUUGAAUAUGCUAAUGGAAACGAGUAUAAGACUAAGGAAAUUAUCUCUGAUUGUAAGUUAACUUUAGAUGAGAAGGAUUAUAGUAUAGACUUGAUUCCCAUAGAAAUAGAAAGCUUUGAUGUGAUAGUAGGAAUGGAUUGGCUGUCAAAAAUGCGUGCUGAAAUACUUUGCCAUGAAAAGGUAAGGAAAUAUUUACGUAAAGAAUACCACGCAUACUUGGCACAAGUGGUGGAUAAACUAGUAAAAAUUAAGGACCCUCACAAGGUGACGGUGGUUAGGGACUUUCUAGAUGUGUUCCCUGAUGAACUACCUGGACUUCCACCGACGAGGCAAGUGGAGUUUAUGAUCGAUUUAGUUCUCGGGGCAGCCCCCGUAGCUAAAGCACCGUAUAGGUUAGCGCCCUCUGAAAUGCGAGAACUCUCUGAGCAAUUGCAAGAAUUGCUUGAUAAAGGUUUAAUCCAACCUAGUUCUUCGCCUUAG